CCACCCGCCCACCCCCCUUGGUGUCAUCCAUCCUCUUCAGGUGGUCCACCAUUUUCAACCGUGGGAGAGAAAGAAAAAAGUUACUUUUACUUGCAUCUUCAUCACCUAUACCUUUUCUGCUUUGGUGGCUGCCAGUUCUCUGAACCUGCAGAUUGUUUUGUUCGCCCAUCACUCCUGUACUUCUGUACUCUUUCUCUAUCUCUCCUAUACCUCUACCAUGGAGUCCGUUCACGAACAAGCACGGCCAGCCUAUAUGCCGGAGUCUCGUCAAAGCCGCAUGGCCAUUGAUUCUCUUUUGAAUCCCUCGGCGGAGAGAGAAUUGGCCAACUCUCGAUACCAGUACAGCCAUCCUGGACCCCAGCUGUCGCCGCUAUACCCUCCCAGUCCCAACCAAUACUUCUACUCUCCCUAUCAGGAUGGCCACCACUACGCCGAGAGCUCUGCAUCAUCUCAGGAUGCAGCAUUUUUGCCCUACCGGCCCCGAUCCGCAGAGUCAUCGCCCGGCGCCUACUCACGUGAGCGAUACGAUUCUGUGUCCAGCAGCUCCAGCAAUGCUGCGGAGCGGCGACGGCCUCCUCGACCCAAGUACGAGGAAGAGGAAAUGUACUUCAUCUGGUACCACCGAGUGGACCUCUGCCAAGAGUGGAAAGAAGUGCGCGAAAGCUUCAACCAACAAUUCCCCAGCCGGCAGCGCCGAGGGUUCCAGGGGAUCCAAUGCAAAUUCUAUCGGUUCAUCAAAGAAAAGAAGUGUCCAACCUUGCGGGAACAACGGCGCCUGCGGGACGGCGACUUCCUCCGUGAGGGAGCGGGUAUUACCGACUCGGGGGCUCCGAAAUUCGGGGUCGUCGACUGGGUCGGCAUCUGGUAUCCAUGGAUGCGCGAGAGCAAAGAAGAGGUUCUCCGCAGACGGAUAUCCCGGUGAUGCCACCACUCCUACAUACCUCCACUCUAAUGAUUCUUUCGAUUCGUUGAAUAUCUACUCUCUCACGGCCGUCCGAAGAUACCUCUUUGUUCUAAUUUUUUUUUUUUUACUUUUUCUUUUGUGAUCACAUUUCACUCGUUGCGUUGGGAACAUUUUCAGCACGUUACAACAUUUUACUUGGGAGGCUCUUUGUAUCUUUGGCUUGCAUUGCCUGCAUUACACACUUUUAUACUCGCGCACACACAUACCUAUGGGUUGGCUGGUUUGAUUACUUUUUCUCAUCUGACUGCGUGGGUUACGGAAAUGGGAAUGGGACAAUCACAUCAAUCAAUAAAUCAAUCAAUUCAAUCCAAUUCGAUCGAAUCAAUCAUGUUCAGAC
This is a messenger RNA of Aspergillus sclerotioniger CBS 115572, 1301 nucleotides long. RefSeq lists its product as uncharacterized. Lineage: Eukaryota; Fungi; Ascomycota; Eurotiomycetes; Eurotiales; Aspergillaceae. The transcript has a single exon. The record is from RefSeq and is a predicted model, not a curated record. Bases 218 to 922 code for a protein of 234 amino acids.